GUUUCACAUCACAUCCAAUGUACCAGAACCUGAAGGGGACACGUACCAGCAGAUCUUCCCUGUUUGGACGAUCGCAGUCACGAAAAAUCAGCGGCAGCUUGCCACUGCCACAAGCGACAAUAGAAUAAACCUUUGGUGCUUGGUAACGCAUCAAUUGCUUGCACCGUUGAUUGGACAUGCUGAUACGAUUUGGCGCCUGGCUUACUCCCCGGACGACUUACUACUAGCUUCGACUAGUGCUGAUGGUACAGUUCGUCUUUGGGAGGUCAGCACAGGUUUGCCAGUUAUGAUCCUUCCCAGAAACCAUGCAAACUGGGUAUGGAGUCUGGCUUGGUCUCCAGACGGGAGCAGGCUUGCAACAGGAGGUUCAGAUGCUCGCAUUCUGGUCUGGGAUGCGCAAGAGGCAGCGGAAGGGGCACAGCGUGUGCAAGAGCUUAGUGCUCGAGCCGCUAUGGAGCGAGCACACCGUGUUGACUGUUGUGAUGUGGAUUUCUUCUGA
Molecule: messenger RNA, 499 nt
Organism: Cladocopium goreaui
Lineage: Eukaryota; Dinophyceae; Suessiales; Symbiodiniaceae
Source: the annotation of a GenBank genome assembly